AUGGGUGAAUUAGAGGAAGGUGGAAAAAUGUUCAAGCGAAUAUUUGUGAUGUUUGCAUUCUCUAUUUUCUUAGCUCCUAUAGCUAAUAGGACUGCUGAUUUGGGUUUAGUUAAAGUUCUUGAGGAUGUAGAUGAAAUAAAGAAUCUUGAUUGGUGUGGAUAUGUCCAUGAGAGACUUUGUCGAGCUAUUAGGAAGCAUAAAACUUCAGGCUGCCAGGGUAACGUUGGUGGUUGUUUGUGGAUUUUACAAGUUGUCUAUUUUCAUCGCCUUCAAUUUAGGGGCAUUGCAGAGAGUUGUAGUCUUCCGUUGAUGAAGAAUUGGUCUGGUACUAAAAUUCACGAAAGACUUGUUUUGGAAAAGGAUUCAGCUUGCUUUGGCAGUGGUUUAUUAAAUACUGUUACCUACCCUGUUUGUCAGAAGUUGGGUUUUGAAGAAGGUUUUGCCAAGAUUUGUGGUAGGCAUGAUGUUGUGAACGAUGAUGAGAACCAUAUACGGUUCGUCAUUCCUGAUGGGCAAUUGUCAAAUUCAGCAAUUCAAUCAAUUGCAACUGAUGAAAUGCAUGCGGAGUUUUUGAGAAUGAAGAGGAACUUGGAAAUUGUUUCAAAUUUUCAUUUGAAACAACUUGAAGCUGUAUCAGCACUGAGGCGCCGUUCAUCUCCAUCGCUGCCGGAUGAUGAUUUGGAUCCAAGGUAUUAUGCCAUGAUGCAAGAAUUGGCUGAGAUGGUAGUUUCAGUUCAGUCUAUGCCAGGAGGUUUGGAGAACAUAUACUGUGAUGGAAAACCUAAUGUUAUACCUCGAGAUGUUAGUCCAAAUCAAAAGAUCCAAGAAGUUCUUCAUGAAAUUAAUGUCAAUGAAAUUGCUAACAAGACUGCUAUACAGUGUGAAGAACGUUGUAUUGUUGAUGCUAUCCCUGAUCCAACUCGGCAUACCAAUGCAACUCUGGAGGUUGCUGUACAGUGUGAAGAACCUCGUAUUGUUGAUGCUACCACUGAUCCAGCUCAGCAGACCAAUGAAGGCGCAACUUUGGAGGUUGAUGUACAGCCAACCUUAUCUGAGCAGCCGGUUGUACCUCUUCCAAUUGUUGAACCUCUUCCAAGUGUUCGACCUCUUCCAAGUGCUGAAACUGCUCCAAAAGAAUUAAAAGUUUACGAUCCUACUGUCGGUUAUCAUUCCAUUAUACACUCUUCUUUCACUGAUGGCAAGGCUAAAAUUGGAAUUCCAUGUGGUAAGGUUAACACUGAACCAUUCCUUGUCGGACAUUUCAUGCGUUUCUACAAGAGGAACAUGAAACGUUUGCCCGAGUUGUAUCAAGAAGUUGCUGAUUAUUGCCUUCUGGAUGAUCCUGUCGUAGUGAAGGCAGAGGAAACUUUGGUCUGGUUUGAUACCGUACAUAUGAUUGAAAGAGAGGAUAUGUUGUCACUUGCUGAAGAUCAAGAGAUCUAUUUGUCUAUUAUUGAGUGUUGGGCAUUAAUGAUAAAUGCAAAUGAAAUGCAGCAUGCCUCACCGCCUUCAAAAUUCUGUUUUGGUGUCCGCCAAAGUGAAAUUUUGGAACUUCUUUGGCAAGAUUCAACUAACGAGGCUGCUUUGGAUCAACUUCUAAAUUGUUGGCAAGAGUGGACUGAUAUUCACAACAAUGGCUUUGACAUCACCUGUGUUGAUCUGGUUUUUGUUCCUUUUUUUCGAGAACGCCACUUUUUCCUAUUUGUGUUGAAUUUGAAAACCAAAACGAUGCAACACGUGGACAAUCUUGUGUAUGAUGAAGCUCAAAUCAUUGACUUUGAAAGUUUUUCAACAACUCUGUGUGAUCUCCUUGGUACUUUCCUUGAUGAUAGAGGCAAUAAUCAUGAAGGUGAUAUUGGAACGUACCCCAUGGAGGAGGUUGAGUUUGAUUGGAAGACUGCAAAAGGUUCUGACCUUGACUGUGGAAUUUAUACGAUGAUUAGUAUGUUGACAUUUGAAGGAAUCAAAUGUAGCUGUCCUGAUUUGAAAGAGCCCCGUAAAAGGAUUAUUCUGCGUGCCGAAAUAUGUGUCACACUUGUGUUAUCAGACAUGAAUGACAAACGGGCAGAAGUUCUCAAUAAACUUGCUGAUUUCAAUUCCAAACGAGUAGAAGUCUAUCCAGAUGUGGUAACCAGGAGGAAGAAAAAAUUGGCAGACGAUAAGAAGUUGAAGAAAGAAGCUGCCAAAAAGGAGAAGGAAAUUGAAAAGAAAGCAGAGGAGAAUGCCAAUGAGAACAAGAAACCAGAGGGUAAUAUUGCAGAGGAGAAUGCCAAUGAGAACGAGAAACCAGAGGGUAAUAUGGCAGAGGUGAAUAACAAUGUGGCAGAUGUGAAUGAUAAUGCGGCAGAGGGCAACAAACAACCGUUGAAGACUUUUACUUCAAGAAAACAUCUGAAAAGGAAUGUAGCAGAUGCAUCUGACCCCGAAAAUGUAGCACCACCAGAGAAGAAGCAAGCUCCUACCAAACGGAAGGCAAAGAAACCUGUAGCAUGAAAUUUUAAUAUUAGUUUACUAAACUUUUAUUACAUGAAGGUUAACUUUAAGUACAAUAAUCUUAACUUUUACAUUUUCACAAAAAUAUUUCUCUAGAGUAUAAUGCCUUUUUUGUGUAUGUAUGGCAUAUAAUAUUGGUUUUUGGUGAU
Molecule: messenger RNA, 2642 nt
Organism: Spinacia oleracea (spinach)
Lineage: Eukaryota; Viridiplantae; Streptophyta; Magnoliopsida; Caryophyllales; Amaranthaceae
Exons: 8
Coding region: 1-2493 (830 amino acids)
Biological process (GO): proteolysis
Molecular function (GO): cysteine-type peptidase activity
Source: RefSeq, a predicted model, not a curated record